AUGACUGGAGAGUCACAGUGAGCCACGCAUCCGGAUCUCUCGCAGGAUUUCUUCACCUCCCCCAGCAGGUGCAAGGGGGUCGCCACGAUGCCGCGCGGUUGCGCCAGGAAGCUACUGGCCUCGCUACUGGGGGCUACAUUCACCUGGCUGCUGGUGCUGAUGGUGGACCAGCGGCAGGAGCCGGUGCAGCGGGGGCUGGAGCUGCGGAGCCGUUCCCUCCAGAGCUGGCAGAGCCCCGGGGACAGUGGACAGUGGGAGGAGGAGGAAGAGGCGGCGACCGAGCGGCCCCAGCCGCCGAGCGGCGCCCCUCCACCGGCCCGGAGCUUCAAGGACUACUUCAGUGAUCUGAGCCGGGCCAGGGCACAGGGAGCCGGCGGCGGGCUGCAACUGAAGCCGAGGCUGCAGCCCUCAGAGGCGGCCGUCACUCCCAGACCUUUCCGGGACGACAUCACCAUCGGCGACCUGUUCAUCGCGGUGAAGACCACCAAGAAAUUCCACCGCUCCCGGCUGGAGCUGCUGCUGGACACCUGGAUAUCCCGCAAUCGGGAUCAGACUUAUAUCUUCACUGAUGGAGACGAUGAAGAGCUAAAGAAAAAGUCAGCAGGCCACAUGGUCAACACUAACUGCUCAGCAGCUCACAGUCGACAAGCUCUUUCCUGCAAGAUGGCAGUGGAAUAUGACAAGUUUAUUGAAUCAGGGAAAAAAUGGUUUUGUCAUGUGGAUGACGAUAAUUACGUGAACACCCGGACCCUGGUGAAGCUACUGGCACAGUACCCACACACUCAGGACAUCUACAUUGGGAAGCCAAGCCUAGAUCGUCCAAUUGAGGCCACUGAAAGGAUCAGUGAUAAUAAAGUGCGGCCAGUACAUUUCUGGUUUGCGACUGGAGGAGCUGGAUUCUGCAUCAGCCGAGGCCUAGCACUGAAGAUGAGUCCAUGGGCGAGCGGAGGUCACUUUAUGAGCACUGCAGAGAAAAUCCGUCUCCCUGAUGACUGCACCAUUGGUUACAUUGUUGAGGCAGUUCUGGGAGUGAAGCUGAUCCGGAGUAAUCUGUUCCACUCACACUUGGAGAACCUGCAGCAAGUAAUGAGAUCUGACAUUCCCAACCAGGUUACACUGAGCUAUGGCACAUUUGAAAAUAAAAGGAAUGCCAUUAAUCUGAAGGGGGGCUUUUCUAUUGAGGAGGAUCCAUCUAGGUUUCGAUCAAUUCAUUGUCUCCUGCAUCCUGAUACGCCAUGGUGUUCCCGCAGUGUUAUUUACUAAUCACUAACCUCGUCCCAUAUAUCCCCAGUAUCUGAUGGGGUUGUGGAGACCACUGUCCGUCUGGCUCUUGUGUAGCUGCAUUAAUGCUCGUUGCUAGGUGGUAAGGCUGCUGUGCGGCCUGGAUGUAUCGAUUAGUCUUUAGUAUCUCCUCCUGUUCUUUGUCUUUUAUGGGACAGAGCCAUGUUUUGAUUCUGAUUCAGAACAGGAAGUGGUAGAAGGCAAGCAGGCAUCACAAAGAAUGAGUGCUUGUGUGUGCCAUGUAAUUAUGUUUCCCCAAGUGUGAAAUUGAAACUGUUGCUGAUAUAUCGGCGAAUCUUUUAGAAUGUAAGCUUCUCCUCUUCAAGCCAGUUUUAAACACUUGCUGUUUUUUCUUUGUGAAUUUCACACCAUGCAUCAAGAAAGUAUUGCUACUGAGCAAGCUUUAUAUUGCAUAGCAUCUGUGUUUAAACCAUAAAUACAGAUGCUAUGCAAUAUAAUGAUGUUUCAAAGGUCCAAUUUCAACUAAUGCCAUAACAGACAGGAUGCGUUACAACUGAUUCAACAUUCUUAAAACUUCUGAAGUUUGGAAAAUUAUUCAUGCCUCAACACUAUCAUGAUGCCAGAUAGGAUUAAAAAUAAUUGAGAUUUCCUGUAAGGAUUUCUAUUCUUUAACAUCUGUGUUCAUUAUACAUUUGAGAAUAUCAUGGAUAAAGCUUGUGUUCAAGGCUGGCUGCUGGAGGCUCUUGGGCAUGGCUUCUGAUUCUUCCUGAGGCCUGUCUGUAUCUGAAAGCACUUUUCCUCCCUACUGAAAAAAUCCUAUCAUUAUUAAUGGCACAAAGGAGCUGGCUACUCUUGAGACACUUCUGGGAUUAAUUUGGAAAAUGUGCUGCACUAAUACUUAAUGGAUGACUAGCUGAUGAAAAAGUUUGUUUAAUUCUAUUGAUAGUGAUGGUUAAUAUUUCAAGCUGACAUUUGAAAGUAGCUUUAAAACAGUGUUACUAACUGGAAUACAGUGUUACAAACUGGAAUACACACCCAUACUUUCAGACUUAAAAAAUAAGGGCACAUUUUACAUACUAUAUAUUUACUUCCUGAGUUCUUUUUCUUGAAAUGACAGUUCAAAAGUUUAAGAAAAUAUAUUACUCCAAUGUAGUGAAUUUUAGCAUUAACAAAACAAAAACACCUCUUUAUUUUCCUCCCUUUCUCUCCUUUAUUGUCCCCUUCUUCCUCCUGAAGUCAAAGAUUCUGCAGAAGACCAUUUGUGAGAGCUGGACAGAUUGUGCCUGGUCACCGAACUGCAUUCUAUAUACCACUGUCUAAAUUGACAGACUAUUUGGCCUGGGUAAGGCAUCACAGAUGAUCUCACUUCUAUUUUUGUACAUGCACUGGCUGGAGAUCAGAAGCUAGAACACUGGAUAUGUUUUCCCAUCCAAAUCUGAGGGCCUUGAGAUUAUUUGUAGCAAUAUCUCCUCCAGGAUGAGAGAAAUUCACAAUGAUCGACCAAUUAGUUCACAUAGAUCAAUCCUGAGUAUUUUCCACGAUGGGCAGUCUAUUCUCCAGAGAAGUGUUUAAUAUUUUCCUAAUAUCUUCACCUGCCCCCUAAUGGUGCAUAUUUGCAAGAAUCCAUCUUUCUUUCUUCCCAAUUCAAGAUUAAGGAAGGAACAAAGUCCCAAACAAUAUCCCAUCAAGUUUGUAGCACUUAGAGCAGGAGGUGUCAGUCAUGUUAUGCUCUGUGGCAGUGACCCAUACUGGGUUAUUUCUAAUGUGUAUAUUUAUAUGGACAGUAUUUACUGUUCUUGUAUUACUGUAUAUUUGAAAUGGUUUCCUAAUAUUCAGAGAUGGUUCUGAUCUGUAAAAACGUGAUGUUUGAAUUUUUAGAUUUCAUUGCUUCUCUUAUUUAUAUUCCAGCAUCUGGAAACAAAAUUGUAAAGCACUGUAAAUAUAAUCACUGAUACUCAGGGAUGGAACCUGAAUGGUUACAGUGAAAGCUGAUGGUGACCCAUCCUUUCCUUUCUAAUAAAGGAUUUUAUUGCUCAAGAUGAAA
This is a messenger RNA of Pristis pectinata (smalltooth sawfish), 3286 nucleotides long. It is a transcript of the gene lfng, whose product is annotated as LFNG O-fucosylpeptide 3-beta-N-acetylglucosaminyltransferase. Gene Ontology annotation, biological process: regulation of Notch signaling pathway; pattern specification process. Gene Ontology annotation, molecular function: O-fucosylpeptide 3-beta-N-acetylglucosaminyltransferase activity. The transcript has 8 exons. Gene Ontology annotation, cellular component: Golgi membrane. Bases 88 to 1263 code for a protein of 391 amino acids. The record is from RefSeq and is a predicted model, not a curated record. NCBI's taxonomy places the organism in Eukaryota, Metazoa, Chordata, Chondrichthyes, Rhinopristiformes, Pristidae.